UCAUUCAUCCUCGCAGCAUAGCCUAUCUGUGAGUCAGAACAGGUUGCCUCCGCCUGCUGUCCUCCUCGAAGGACGUUGCUCUUGUUAAACUUUAACCAACUCAAGAAGCCAGUUAAACUGUAACUUCAUUUUCUCCUUCAGCCGGCAGCAUCCCACCAGGAGCUGGAGGGCGGAGACAGACAGAUGUACUGAUCCAGAACAAUGACCGAGAGAAUAAAAUGGGAGAGAUAAACAACACCGGAGAGACACAUACACCUGCUGCCUCAGUUAUGGAUCAAGAGGAAGCUUCAGCUGGAGAAGGGGCCGACUCCCAGCAGAUGUACAGGAUAGAGCGCCCGGUCUAUGAUGAAGCCUUCAUCAGGUCGCAGCUUCUCAACCGCAAAGAAAACUCCACCACCCUCCGACAGAGGCUGGCACACAAGUUCCGGUGUUCAUCAAAGAAGGCCAAGUCGGCGGCUUUGAGCUUUCUUCCUAUUCUAACGUGGCUGCCAUCCUAUCCGGUCAAGCAGUACCUGUUUUCAGACGUGGUCUCGGGCCUCAGCACAGGAGUUGUGCAGCUCCCUCAAGGUCUAGCCUACGCUAUGCUGGCUGCUGUGCCUCCAGUUUAUGGUCUGUACUCCUCAUUCUACCCCGUCCUGCUCUACACCUUCUUUGGCACGUCCAGGCACAUAUCCGUAGGCACCUUUGCAGUGAUCAGUCUCAUGAUUGGGGCGGUUGCAGUGAGGGAGGCCCCCGACUCCAUGUUCUACGUCCUGCCCGCCAACGGAUCCAACGCGUCUGCCAUCCUGGACGUGGAGGCUCGUGAUGCCAGGAGAGUGCAGGUUGCCGUUGUGCUCACGACCCUGGUGGGAAUCAUCCAGUUUGCCUUAGGUCUUCUCAGGUUUGGCUUUGUUGCGAUCUACCUCACAGAGCCUCUGGUGCGAGGCUUCACUACAGCUGCGUCAGUGCACGUUGUCAUCUCUCAGCUGAAGUACCUGCUGGGGGUGAAAACACAGCGCUUCAGUGGGCCCCUCUCUGCCAUUUAUAGCGUCAAGGCGGUCCUCAGUGACAUCACCAGCACCAAUGUCUCCACUGUCAUCCUGGGCCUGGCGUGCAUCGUCUUCCUGUACGGGGUCAAAGACCUCAACGAGCGCUUCAAAAAGAAGCUGCCUAUUCCCAUCCCUGGAGAGAUUAUCGUGGUCAUCGUGUCAACCAGCGUCUCGUAUGGAAUGUCCUUAUCGGAGGACUACAAAGUGGAGGUGGUCGGGAAGAUACCAAGCGGGCUUCUCCCUCCGUCAGCCCCGGAGUUCUCCCUGCUCCCCAAUUUGGUCACAGACUCAUUUGCCGUAGCAAUUGUAGGAUUCUCAAUGGGCAUCUCACUUGCCAAGACCUUCGCCCUGAAGCACGGCUACAGCGUUGAUGGCAACCAGGAGCUGAUCGCACUCGGCCUGUGUAACUUCAUCAGCUCUUUCUUCCAAACCUUCGCCAUCACUUGCUCCAUGUCCAGGAGCCUAGUGCAGGAAAGCACUGGUGGAAAAACACAGAUCGCGGGGCUGCUGGCCUCUCUCAUGGUGCUGCUGGUGGUGGUGGCCAUUGGUUUCGUCUUCCAACCGCUCCCUCAGACUGCACUGGCUGCCAUCAUCAUGGUGAACCUGUUGGGCAUGUUCAAACAGUUCAGAGACAUUCCUGCUCUGUGGAGGACCAGCAAGAUCGAACUGGCCAUCUGGCUGGUGGCCUUUGUGGCGUCUGUGCUGUUGGGACUGGACUACGGCCUCCUGGUGGCCCUCGCAUUCGCCAUACUAACAGUCAUCUACAGAACACAGAGCCCUAAAAGUGCCGUCCUGGGUCAUGUUCCCGGCACAGGGCUGUACUGUGAUGUGGAUGAGUAUGAAGAGGCGGCUGAAUAUGAGGGGAUUAAGAUUUUCCACUCCAACUCUUCAAUCUAUUUUGCCAACAGUGACCUUUAUGUGACUGCCCUCAAGGAGAAGACAGGAGUAAACCCUGUGGCCUUGCAAGCUGCCCGGAAAGCCCAAAAGAAACAGAUGGAGAAAGCAAAUGGCAACCACAAACCCUCACUGAAGAUGAGUGGCAAGGACAAGCAGCAGGAAGUGACCCAUGAGGUUUUGUCCUAUGACCUUGUGGUGGAGGAGCAGAGGAACGGCCAGUUGGGGGACAGCCACAGGGAGUCUCACUCAGAGGAGGCGGUCUUCCUUGAACCUCCCCUCAGCGCCGUCCACACCAUCAUCCUGGACUGGACGCCCGCCAGCUUCAUCGACUCCGUGGGAGCCAAAGUCAUCAAACAGGUUAUCAAGGAAUACGCAGCUGUGGACGUUCAAGUGGUCAUAGCCAGCUGCAGCAGAAGCCUGCUGUCCGAGCUGGACACCUUACAGUUUUUCACCGGGAUUGUUACGCCGGCGAUGGUGUUCCCCACCGUCCACGAUGCCGUGCUGCGCUGUCAGCGCUCAAAUCCCCGCCCGUCAGCGGCACCGUCCGAUGGGACAACCUGACAGGAGGUGACACCUGUAACCAAGGAGAGCAGCAAGGGUCCUGACUCAGACAGCAGAUCUGGGAGGUCCUUCACCCAACUGUAGGUGUGAUGAACUUUGAUGCUUCAGCAUCACAGUUGGGAUGAACCGAACAGACAUUCAUAUUGAAUAGAUGGGUUUGUAGCUAGGGCUGGGUAGCAUUUAAAAGAUUACGACACCGGUACCAAUAGUGUUUUUUCUCUACUUUAUUUGAAGUAAAAUUUCUGAAAAUGCUACCACCACGUUUAUGUUCAUCAGACGCCACAAGUACUAAAGCCAUACUUUCCAACAUUUUGGUGGCAUUUCGGAGCACUUAACUGCCAACUCUGUCAAAUUCACGACACAACAUAAUGUAUGGGCUGGAGCUUAGCGGGCCAAUCACACGUUGCAUUAAAUUGAAGAACGCUUGCGGAGAUUUUGACUGCAUUCAAAACUGUACAAUGGUAUUUUUUCUAGUUCUGGGUCCAUGAAAGAUCGAAUGCAGGUACUGUUUGACUGGAGGAGUUUUGAUACUUGAUACUGGUUCAUUUAGGUCUAUAUAUCCAGCCCUCUUGGUAGCACUGAUGGAUGCUUUUCCCUCUCAUGAAGCACCGAGUCUGACAGCCUUGUUAAUUUACAGGCACCCAGGGCAGUGAGAUACAAGGCAGUUUUAUGAGCUUGUAUCUAAUCAGAAAUUCAGGACUGAGUUUCCAACUGACGUUCCUCUAGUAUUUUUAUUAUUGUGUUUAAAUUGUCACUGUUGUGUUGGGAUAGGUGUAUUUUAAAAUAAGCUGCUGCCAACCAAAUGACAUUUGAGAAUCAUUUACAGUUACUUAUGGAAACUUGAAGCUGCCUCUCUUUAUCAUGCUGGUAUCAAAUGUUUGUUACUGAGAAGUUGUGUCCUGGUGGAUUCAUGAGAAUCUAUUUUCAGCUGCAAUUAUGGAUUAAAACCAGCAAGAGUCAUGGGUCAGUUAGCAGUAUCAUGUUUGUUGUUACAGUACACUGCUGUUUAAGUCUGCAUUCAAUAUAAAUGUAGGAUUGUAUAUUUUGGUGUUUCCUAUUUAAAAAAAAAAAAAAAAAAAAAAAAAAGUUGUGAUGUUAUUGUAUAACACAGGAUGCCUUUAAAGUUACUAUGUGGUUAUCUUACAACGUUUAACAAAUCACUGAGACUCAAAUCUGGA
Molecule: messenger RNA, 3664 nt
Organism: Anoplopoma fimbria (sablefish)
Lineage: Eukaryota; Metazoa; Chordata; Actinopteri; Perciformes; Anoplopomatidae
Gene: slc26a5
Product: solute carrier family 26 member 5
Exons: 18
Coding region: 219-2486 (755 amino acids)
Biological process (GO): transmembrane transport
Cellular component (GO): membrane
Molecular function (GO): bicarbonate transmembrane transporter activity; secondary active sulfate transmembrane transporter activity; oxalate transmembrane transporter activity
Source: RefSeq, a predicted model, not a curated record